Molecule: messenger RNA, 1092 nt
Organism: Acaulospora colombiana
Lineage: Eukaryota; Fungi; Glomeromycota; Glomeromycetes; Diversisporales; Acaulosporaceae
Source: the annotation of a GenBank genome assembly
AUGCAGUCCAGCGAUUCACGAACGUACUUUGAAGAAAACAAAACCUGGUCGCUGAUUGCCUUUUUAAGAUACAGACGAGACGCGCAUGAUUUUACAAAAGAUAGACUUAUAGAACAUAGAAAGUACAAGAAAGAGCUUGAAGAUAUUAUUUCAGAUAACAAGGAUUAUGGAAACCCUGAGUGGCCGGCUGACUGCGCCUUAGCCGGUUAUUGUGAACUGCGACUUCUCUUGGGGAAUAGACUGCGCCUCUAUUGCCAUGAUGCAACUAGGAACUGCGUCUUUCUGUUCGAGAGAAUAUCUCCGGCUGUCGAAGCUUUCUGGAUCUCUGAUGAAAUCCAACUUACAAAGUUAAAUUAUGCAAAAUCUGCGUUGAGUAAAACCAUUGACGAAACGCAAAAAAUACGUGAAGUUGUAUCUGUUGAAGUGAUAGACACGAUAGGAAAUCAAUAUGGGGAGACUUCUAAAAGGACACUCAGAAUUCAGAAACCUGUUGAUUACAGCGAAAAUUUAAAUGAAACUAACCUUUUUGAGUCGGAUCAUGAAGAGAAGUCACCGAAAGAGGAGUUUGUAAAAGCUAUAAUGACUCCUUUAAGCUCAGAAGCAAGUCCAAAAGAUCACGAUUUUCGUCAAAUCUGCGAGUUUAUCCUCUAUGAUUUUUAUUUUAUGACAAAGAAAGGUCCUUUAAAAAGAGAUAUUGGUGAGCGUACGUUUAUUGUCGAAAGGAUCGUUCCCCUGUUCAAAGCAAUUCAAUCGGUAUAUAAUGAAUACAAAUUUCAUUGGAUCGAAGUUGAAUUGGAUUGUAUGAGGGAAGUGAAGAAGAUAUUCCCCAAUUUUGAUUUACCUAUAAACCAAGCUGAUGGUCUUGGAAUGCGGAAUUCGAGCAACAAAGCGGUCGUUUUUAUCGAGGUAUUGGGUGGGCCUGAAAAUACAGAUAAAAAAAAAUUAAAUGAAGAUUCAGAAAAACUUCUGAAAGAAGCCGUGUUUGGUCUUGUUUCUCUAUUACGAAAUUAUUUGGACAAAAGUGCAGAAGAAUCAAAACAGUUAUACACGUUCAUAAUUCGGGGCAUCGGUAAUUUAUUUGACAUUCAUUAA